ACCUCGAAAGUCUUUUUGUCGAUUUCACAACAACGACCAAUUUAAGUAGGACACGGUAAACGGUAGACGUCAGUUUUUAGUGCGCACACAACCACAAGCACCACGUCAAACGACAUCUCGGCUAACGUACGCUGAGUGUGUGCGCAGGUGCACGGCUGUGGUAGUCAGUGUGGGACAACUUUAUGAGAACUCUCUUCAUUACGUUAUCAAAAAACUGGAUGCUGCGCUGUGUCGUUGCGACUUCAAAUUGGAACAUUCAAUGUAGCAUUGGACUCGCUAGAGGGGAGAAAAAGUACAUCAGUCACAAGAGUUCACCACCGCAGUGAUCGAUCUUGAAUGAAUAGCAAUUCAACAGUGACUGAAUUCCACUGGCUCCUUUUAUACAAUCGGUUCGUUCUGCUCAACGAACUGAUACCAAGUUCAACAGCCAUUAGCUUAUCAGCGAACCGGUGAACUUGAACGCUGCUGAAAUGAAAAACCAGUGAGUAUAGCAACACCAUAACAACCAGUCGUUUAUACAGUACAUCUGCAGAUCAUAGUUUAACUAGAUCCUAGUGUAGUAGUUACCGACGUACUCCAGGCAAGUGUAGCACUAAAAAUUGAACUUCAACCUGUGGGGUAUAAGCGAGGGUAUAGCACUGUCGAGCACAGCCCGUCUGACCCGUGUCGCUCUGUCAGUUAUGUUGACAUAACGGUUACGGGGAGUUAGUUGUGAACACCACAGGGAGCCUAACAACAAAGUGUGACCCGAGGGGAGUGAGGGGAAAACGCCGGGUCAAGUCUCGCUGCGUCCUGACGAUCUCGCGCCGUGGAAUUACCCUGUGGUCUGACGGAUCAAAGAUUGAAGGGUUCCAGUACCUGGGAUAACUCAAACUGGAGGUGUCUACAGACCUACACCUGAGUGCGAGUGACGGACAUGGCAAAGUGACGGACCAAGUUUCUAUAUAUAAAGCCUGAGGGACAUGAGGGUUGGACGCUCCUACACCAUGAGGACUAACGUGACUACUGGUUGUAGUAAAUAAACAGGAGGCCACACUACGGCAUCAACAUGCCGCUAGGACCUCGGCAGUGGAGGACGGCGUGGUUUAUGGCCGUUAUUUUAUCAGUCAUCAGACAUGGAAACUGUGCUCGUCGGUACAAGCUCUGGGUGACAGUUGACCACGUGGCCCUGAGCGGUGACGUAAUGGUCGAGUUCCAGCAACCAAGAGAAGGACUCUUAUCUAAUGGAGUUCUACAGCUGUAUGACUUAUCCAACACAGAACCAAGGACCGAGACCAGUCUACCGGGGCAGCCAAAUGGAAAUGUAAGCUUUGUAUGUAGCUACUUCGACCAUGCUGGGGAGUUCGUGGUUAGAAUGUUGCAGGCGAGUGGAGGGGACAUCGUGACGACCAGCCCGGUCAUCCAGGUCACCUGGCCCCAGACCACGCUUCUGGCCCCGUCGACCCUGGAAGCCCAAGUCAGCGCUAUAGCGGUCACAGUGACGACCACAGGAAACCUGUGCCUGGAUAUGCAGCACAAUCGCUAUGAGAACUCAGUAGUGCUACUUUAUCUCGACGGAAACCGGACGUUAGGGAGUUCCGAGUCGGCAAACUUUGGCCAUGGCACCGUUGUUGUUGAACGAGAGACUGGGUACCAUACCACUCUCUUGUCGGAGCAGUUUGAGUGCGACUUUGUAGACAGGGCAGGGGUGUACUCCUUCAUAUUCUGCUCGAGUUACCGUAGGAGUAUUCUGGGUACCAUUCAACCGAUCGACGUGAGUUGGAGUGAUAGUUACGACGUGACGUUCCCCAGAGCGACAAUAUUUCCCUGCCCGAGUACUUCACACGUUGAAGUAAGUUUUGACGCGCCUACUUGCCACGGGGAUAGAGACAAGAUAAGGAUGUACGCCGAGAGAGGGCGAUUUGAGCUGAAGCCAACCACUGCCUUGGAAUAUAUUACCGAAGUGACGGUGUAUGGGACCUCGGUGUCGUUCGACUGCAACCACUUCUCGCGGGAUUUUGCGGGAUUCUGCUUUGUGUACGUCAGCACCGCGAGAAGUGGGGCGGUUGACGCGCAUACAGAUAGGAUACUUUGCAUUCCCGUUGACGAACUAGGUCCCCCUGUGGAUGGAUCGUGGAGUGAUUGGUCAGAUUGGGGCACGUGUACUGUGAGCUGCGGACAGGGCCAACGGAACCGUUACCGACUGUGCAAUAAUCCACCUGCUGCCAAUGGUGGCGCCCUUUGUGUUGGUCAGACAGUCGGCUCGCUGCCGUGCAACAAUGGCAUGUGUCCAGUGCCAAGAGACCCAAUAGUGAUGGUGACAGAACCUUACGUUCCUCCUAACUGCACCUGUGGAUGUACCCUCCGGAACAGACCCAGUGGGUUCAUAGCCUCCUCCCCCGAUGUCUGCCACCCAACCACCCAGACCCUAGUGGGUACCUGGCUUGUCUGGAUGCCAGACUACAAGAGGGUUCGCCUGGAGUUCGAGCUCUUCAACCUACAUCUCCAACAAGAGUGGAUGAGAAUCAGGGACGGCGGGGACGCGACGGCCAAGGUACUGGCCUACCAUACGGGGAGUAGACUACCGGGACCUGUCCUGUCGACCGGGAACAAGUUGUACAUCGAGUACAAGGUGUACAGCCGGAGCGGUGAAGAGCCGACACGGGGGUUCAGGGCCCGCUACAGCAGCAUUGAUGGCAUUAUUCCUCCCCCGACUACGCCGGUGGUGGCAGGCUCCAUCGGCGAUGAGGCAGGGACCGGUUUCAGUCUGGGCACCAUCAACAACACCGUCAUGCUGGUCGGCAUCUUCCUGUGUGCUGGCAUCAUCCUCAUCUCUAUCGUCUUUACCAUCUUGACUGGAUGCAAGAAGAGCAAGACACCAAACCAGAUCGAGAUGCGCCCCACGUCAGGGCCCGGUUCCUCCAUCGUCUCAGCUAGCGGGACUCGCCCUUGGGGUCCGCCGGGACAUAGCUGCUCCUCCCAGUCAGAAAUGUCGCAUCAGUCAGCCAAGAGAGGGCGCCCUGAUGGUCAUCUGGGAGACCGUAGCCAGCUGUACAUGGUUCAGAACGACGGGCUCGCAUAUUUACCAGAGUCUAAUGUGAGUUUGUCAUCGCCGUAUCACACCCACAGCAGUGAUACCAUAGGAAUGAGGAGACCCCCUAAGAUACCAGAGGAUAAGUUACCCAGUCCGUAUCACCCACACCGGACGGACUUCAUGCAGAUGGAGAGACUACGCAAAGUCGGUCUGCCUUACCACAUAGGUACGGGUAGCUCCCAAAGCGAGCUGAGUCGCCACAGUGCGCGAACUGAUAAGAACACCACCACCCUGGCCUCCAAGACGCCCCAGCAGUUUGUCAUGCGCGGGUACAGUGCGGCUGGAAGCCACUCCAGCUUUGAGAGUGGCAUGAAUGGUAACCAUCGUAAGCAUGGUUCCCUGCCGCGGAGUGAGCGCAGUGACCACCGUCAUAGCGACCAUCGUCACAGCGACCAUCGUCAUAGCGACCAUCGUCAUAGCGAUCAUCGACAAAGUGACCAUCGCCACAGCGACCAUCGCAGUGAUCAUCACCACAGUGAUCAUCGAAGCAGUGACCAAGGACAUGAUAGUAGUCUACCCUGCGUGAACAGGGAGGGUCAGUUGACUCCCCUGGGUAUGGCACUCUCCAGAAAUGUCCCCCCAAAUCAGAACGAGUUUAGAACUCCUGAAGGGUUGCCUCAUAUACCCGAAGGAAUGACACCUCAGAACCACGUGAGCCAUUGGCCUCAGACUCCAAAUGAGUGUAAAACAGUAGCAGAGGUGAAUAGAGGCACCCCUGGGAAGUGGAAGAAACAACCGGAGAAUGCUAUUCACCCAGUGGAGGUCCCGCAGCCUCUUGUCAAUGGAGAUUCACCGACUGGUCGACGACCACGGAAGUUACCUUUGACCCCGAAACAAGCCUUUUUCGAAGACACGGAGAGUCUUGGGGUUGUUACUCCAAUGACUGACGUUUCAUCCAAGGACAAUAUGCAACUAAGAAGCCCCAGGUCAACUCUAAGUCCCAGAAAGAACGAAGUUAUAAAUAUCAGCAACAGAGUGGGGUCGCCUCCGGCAGCGUUAUACCAGAAUGAAUAUACACCGGGACAUACGAAGCGGAGCAUUCCAACAAACGGUGGCCGUUCAAAACGGAAAAAGCAACCACCGAAUUCCGGCAACUCCCGCAAGACUCGGAAGUCUGACGAAGACGGCAAAUCGGCCGCUAAACUUGCCCUCUAUAGCACGGCAGAGUCCGACGAUGCCAGUGCUACUAAUUUACUAAGCGAGCCCAACUCGCCCGUACGUAUACCAAUACUGGACAAGAAGCAGAACACAGACAGGCUCAAGUCUGUUUUCAUAAGUGACGAAAGUUUAGCCAAGACUUUCUCGGGAGGAGAGAGUUCUCGUUCUGGUAUGACUCCUCGGUCUACUCGGCGGCUCCCAAACACCCCUCCCUCGGGCUUCUCCCCUACCUCGAACAAACUCAAGAGUGUUCUUGUGUAUAGUGAUUUCUCGAUCGACCAGGACGAACCGGAGUACGACGACUUUAUCCCCAACCUCCCGGGAACCUUCUUCGAGAAUCAGACUCCAUUGCCGACAGGGCUAAGCCCGGCUCGAAGGAAGAAUCUCCCGCUCAAGAAAUACCCACACACAGCCUCGGAAGUCUGAUGUUUGCUAAAUAUUGUAGUUUUUAUCUGUGCAUAUAUAGAGUUUAGAAAAAGCUGUACAGUCAUACAAAAUUAUAUCUAAAAACAUUUAGAAAAGAAACAAUGCUGUACGCUGCGUACGUAGUUAUAGUAGCUGGCGAUAUUUCUAUGGUGCUUUAGUGUAGAUUGGUUAAUAACGGUACUUUGUACCAAUCAACUGCAUCAAAGUCAUGUGAACUAAAAAUGUGAGGCAAAAUGUCAACAAGUCUGGUGCUUUCUAAGUUAGUACUUCAAAAGUUGAUUAUGAGCACUGGUUACCUGACAAACAUGGAUGCGAUACUUUGUGCACAAAACACGAAGUGAACAGUUUGUUGGUCUAAAAAGGUUUUCACCAAAUCUUCUACUCAUUGAAUAUAUUAAAGUUAAACCUGCGACAGUAGGUUGGUGCAUUUGACUGUUUAUGCAGUUUUAGUACCAUACAGUCAGGGAGUCAAACAAAUAUGACGUCACAGAAAUCACAAGAAUCACAGAAAUCUAGUCACCACGUCAGAAUCAAACUACACUCUGAAAUCUUCCGGGUCAUAAUUGAACCGGAUAAAAUUAUGUUUCCCGUGGGGUCUGACCAAAGUUCUGGAUCAUUAUUUCCAUUUUAUACCCAUCACUUUCCGGGUCAGGCUGGCCCCAAAACGGGUCAGCCACACGGGUCAAUCUGGGUCAAGUGUAAGUUUUUAGAGUAAAACAUAUGAAACGCAAAUUGCGGUACUCUUUCGAUAAUAAGGUUUCAACUAAAACUUCUAGCAAACUACGUUUUUAAGUCACUCAAUGGCACAAAGGUUUUCACAGGAGUUCUGAAAUAACUGUCUACAAAGAUAGUGAAAUAUAACUACAAGAUUUUGGGGGAACUUAAGUAUAGUUCAAGUAUAAGAAAAGUGGUGUAAAUAUUAACAUGAACUAUCUGAAGUUUUGUUAAAAGUUAGAUUAGAUUAUUUAUGCUGUGCGUACCAGCUUCAAAUAAACAAGUCGCAGUCUGUGAGUGAGGAAUAUUGUCGGUAACUGUAUUGGAUAACUGUAUGUGUUGUGGGAAGCAUUGGUGUGAUUUCUUCAUAGUCAAGACCAACGGUCUCUAAAUCCCGGGUUUUAAAAGUGACAAUGCAAAAAUGGCCAGGUCCUAACUUUAUAAAGCUGUUAAAGGCGCUGUACACGUUUGGUAAUUGUCAAAGACCAGUGUUCUCACUU
Molecule: messenger RNA, 5871 nt
Organism: Asterias rubens (European starfish)
Lineage: Eukaryota; Metazoa; Echinodermata; Asteroidea; Forcipulatida; Asteriidae
Exons: 7
Coding region: 1049-4657 (1202 amino acids)
Cellular component (GO): cell periphery
Source: RefSeq, a predicted model, not a curated record